CUUCAGUCUUCAUUCUGAAGCAAAAUGGCGACGCCAACUCGUUAAUCCUUCACUUUCACAGAGAUCAACGACAAACGACCAAUCUCCAGAUCUUCAGAAACUCUUCCAUUUCCCAAAAUCCAUCAAACCUUCCCCAACUCUUCCACUUCGCCCACCACGAAGGAGCUUUAAUUUCACCCAAAAUCACUGAUAAUGCAACAAGCUUUAGUAUGGCAAUCCAUUCAAGUGUACAAGAUUCCCAUCCUCGAAAUCUCUCUCGCCGUCUCCCUCACUCUGCUCUCGACGCUUCUCCGAUUCCCGGCCUUGUUACUCCACGGCCUCCUCACUUACAUCCAGCCCGAUAAUGCCCCCAGCCAGAACGGCGGCGUCAAGGCCGCUAUCCGACGACCCUCCGACGGCAACGCCGAGCCGAAGCCGAGGAAGGGUAAAUCCAAGGAGAAAUUCGAGUUCGACGAAAACCAAGCCCAGAUCUUUAGGCUAAAACUCGACGAGGGUCAUCUCCAGUCUCGCCUCUACUUCAAGGAUUACUGGUAUUCCUUCACUUACUCUCUCAUUUCCUUCGCUUGUUUGUCUCUCCACAAGUACUUGGCCGCCGGGGAAGGGGGAGAAGAACGCGAUGGUGGGGCUUUUGUUAAUGGGUCGUUAAUUCCGGCGAUUCUGAUCCUCAUUGGUAUUUUGAAGUUGUUUGUGUCGCUGGGUAAAGUUUCGUUUGAGAGAUCAGCGUCCAAGAGAUCGGAGAAGCGAUUUGGUUUAGUGGUAGGGGUUUUGGGGUUUGUGUUAGGGUUCAUCGUUUGUUCCGGGUUUGCUGGCUCGGUCCUUGAUUUUGAUCUGAAUUCACUUGAUGGGUAUGGAAAGUUCUUCAUUGCGUUCCUGAUGGGCUGCAUUGGUGGAUUUCUGUACAUGGCUGCUGGCAAGAAUGCGCGAUCGUUUUGGAUUGGGACAGAUCAGACUCGAUCUAAUCUCUCAAUAAUAUCAUGUGGUGGUUUUGCUAAAACGAUCCUAUACGGAAACUACAUUUCGGUUGCCCUUCCCGUUCUGCUUUGGAUUCGUCCCUUAUCCGAGAUCCUUUACAAGAAAGACUCUGGAAAUGCUGACCAAUUGGUGGGGAGAUUGGGUUUUGCUCGAUCCGAGUUUGUUAAUCUACGAAUUUGGAGCUUGGUAGCUUCAGCUUGCUUCCAACUUGUGGCCAUAAGACCAAAUCUGCAGAUGUUCUUGAACGAAGCCGUGCUGUCUUGGUACCAAAGGUUGCAUGCUAGCAGAGUUCCUGAUCUGGACUUCAGUAGAGCUAAAGUUUUCCUGCACAAUCAUUUCUUGUGCCUCGUGGGCCUGCAGUUCUUCGCUCCACCUAUCCUGCCAGGACAAUCCGCGAUAUUAAGAAUGCAGUGGAAGUCUUGCAGCUUUUAGAUGAACUGCCCGCUUCCCUUAACGUGAAGCGAUGUAUGAGGAAUUUAGAUUCAAGUCAAGAAACCAGGGCAGGCCAUGAUGGCUUAUCGCUUUAGAAUCUUCAUGGGAGUUUCUUGUUCUGUUUCUGUUCUCCCUUCCUUUAUUUAACAGAAAAAUGGUAUUAUUCUGGUCUGGAGGCUUUCAGCCAUUGAUGAUCGCUUUGUUGUGGAGGUAAAGCGAUGAAAACGAAAUUAGACUCCAAUCAAUGAUAAUCUGGCUU
Messenger RNA from Linum trigynum, 1663 nucleotides. Lineage: Eukaryota; Viridiplantae; Streptophyta; Magnoliopsida; Malpighiales; Linaceae. The record is from the annotation of a GenBank genome assembly.